AUGAGUCGCGUAAAUUAUACUAUACCUCCGUCUCUGGUUGCCGCAGAAUCAGACAGCGUGAUUGCUUCGCUGCUCGCCGGUUUCCGGAUUGUGGAGGACGAUGAAAUCUCCCUCGUCGGUGACUGCGAAGAUGGCGACCCCGAGGAAUUCCGGUACCACUUUGGCACCGGAUACGACGACGGCGGGCGCGUGGUCUGGUUCUGGUGGACCGUCGACUUUGAGUUUAUACGCAUGCUCAACAGGUCCCGCCAUCACCAGUUGCCCGUGGACUAUAUUCCCGAUCAUGUGCACGGACCUUAUGAUUCCAAAGACACCCUAGACAAGUAUGUCAGAGCGGCCAAAGUGACCAUGGCGGCGCGCCGCGGUGGCAUCGAUCGCUCAUACUUUUUCGAGCGCGUUAAGGAUGUUAUCAAUCGCACAUUUGGCGGGGCGUGUUGUGUCACGUCCAACACCAACAACGUCAUGUUGGAGCAUCUUGGCCCGUUCGGCACGGGCACCGGAUCAUUCUAUGUCCACGUCAUGAAGGCGUGGCCGCUGGGCGCAGACGGCUCCAAACAAAAGAGCAAGAUGCGCCACUGUGCGGCGGAACAGGUGUGCAAGUGGUCGCGCGAUGUGGGGUUGUUUAGCCGCAGGGGAUUCACCCAUCCGGUGUACAGCGCAAACCAUUACUGCACGGCCAACGCCACAAAGAGCGCAUGCACGGGCAUCACCAUUGCCACGUUCGAGUUGCCGACUGACACUAUCGAAGAAGCCAACAAGAUUGCCUCUGACUUGCUUGAUCUAGUAUAA
This is a messenger RNA of Acanthamoeba castellanii str. Neff, 789 nucleotides long. RefSeq lists its product as uncharacterized. NCBI's taxonomy places the organism in Eukaryota, Discosea, Longamoebia, Acanthamoebidae. The record is from RefSeq and is a predicted model, not a curated record. The transcript is spliced from 2 exons. Bases 1 to 789 code for a protein of 262 amino acids.